AAUUCAAUAAAUGUGAUUUAGCUGGUCUUGUUCAGGCGGUUGAGGAUUACGACGAUCGAUCGAAGGAGACGAUGAAGAUCUUCCACGUUCCUUGUCUACAAGACAACUACUCUUAUCUGAUAAUUGAUGAGACCACCGGAGACGCGGCGGUUGUGGAUCCAGUUGAUCCGGAGAAGCUGAUCGCAUCAGCUGAGCAGCACCAGGUUAAAAUCAAGUUCGUGCUCACCACACAUCAUCAUUGGGAUCAUGCUGGUGGAAACGAGAAGAUAAAGCAGUUGGUCCCUGGGAUCAAAGUAUAUGGAGGUUCUCUGGAUAAGGUGAAGGGAUGCACUGAUGCGGUUGAUAAUGGGGACAAAGUGUCUUUGGGUCAGGAUGUCAACAUUUUGGCGCUCCACACCCCGUGCCACACCAAGGGUCACAUUAGUUAUCAUGUGACUGGCAAAGAAGGAGAAACCCCAGCCGUAUUCACCGGAGAUACACUUUUUGUUGCUGGCUGCGGGAAGUUUUUCGAAGGGACAGCUGAACAGAUGCAUCAGUCGUUGUGUUUAACUCUGGCUGCAUUACCUAAAACGACACAGGUUUACUGCGGCCACGAGUACACCGUUAAGAACUUGGAAUUUGCUCUAACUGUGGAACCAAACAAUGAGAAGAUACAGCAGAAGUUAUCAUGGGCCCGUCAACAGCGCCAAGCAAAUCUUCCCACAAUCCCUUCAACACUAGAGGAAGAGCUCGAAACAAAUCCCUUUAUGCGCGCUGAUAAGCCAGAGAUACAGGAGAAACUCGGUUGCAAGUCCCCCAUUGACACACUAAGGGAAAUCCGGAACAAGAAAGAUCAGUGGAGGGGAUAAUAAAUGGAGGAGCUUCUUGACUAUAUAUAUGCUUUAUGUGUGUUGUUCGUCACUUGAGUGAUACUGUAAAAGGUGUAUGGACUUGUGAUGUUUGGUAAACCAAAAUCAGACCGAUUUGUAAAAGCCGUCCACACUGUUUUGAAUUUUAAGUUUGUUGUGGAUAAGUUACUGUUUGAUCCCACCGUCGUCUUCAUUGAA
Capsella rubella is the source of this 1046-nucleotide messenger RNA. Its product is annotated as hydroxyacylglutathione hydrolase cytoplasmic. Lineage: Eukaryota; Viridiplantae; Streptophyta; Magnoliopsida; Brassicales; Brassicaceae. The record is from RefSeq and is a predicted model, not a curated record. The coding region runs from base 72 to 848 and encodes 258 amino acids. The transcript is spliced from 7 exons. Gene Ontology annotation, molecular function: hydroxyacylglutathione hydrolase activity.